AUGGAUUAUCAGUUUAUAUCAGAAGCAUCGAACAAUCGGCCAACAGUACUGGAAGAUUAUGAAUUCAAUGAACAUGUACGAAUUGGACGUGGCUCCUACGGUCAAGUAUACAAAGCACGUCAAAAAUCAUCGUCGAAUAACUCCAUGACAUUUUAUGCACUAAAAGAAGUUAAGCUAACGUCUUAUUCUCCAUCGGCAUGCCGUGAAAUCGCUCUUUAUCGCGAGCUCAAACAGCGCAAUAUAAUGGAUUUAUUGAAGGUGUAUUUUUCAUAUUCAGCACAAAAGAAACCGGGAAAUAUUUUGGUGAUGGGCGAUGGAAAGGAGCGUGGUAUUUGCAAGAUUGCUGAUUUUGUGAUGGCGCGAACUUUCCAUUCACCGCUGAAACCUCUGGAGGAGGUUGAUGAAGUGGUCGUCACAUCUUGGUAUCGAGCACCAGAACUGCUGUUUGGCACUCGUCACUACACAAAAGCGAUUGACAUCUUUUCGAUUGGGUGCAUUUUUGCGGAACUAUUAACAAAUCUGCCAAUAUUCGCAUCGAACCCCGAAACUGUAUCACAACCAAUUCGUUUGCCUUAUCAACGAAAUCAACUAGAUAAAGUAUUCAGCGUUUUGGGUUACCCAUCAUUAUCAAGUUGGUCUGAUCUGAAGCACAUACCCAAAUAUACAAAAAUGCAGAAGGAACUCAUGCGAUCGAAAUAACAUCAUUGCACAUUGGCAAAAUACAUGGAAGAUUUCAAUAUUGGACGAGAUGAAGCAUCAUUCAAUUUACUUUCCAGGAUGCUCACAAUGGAUCCAAAGAAACGAAUCAGUUCGGAUGAAGCAAUGUGCCACAAUUAUGGACUGAUUUACUUUACGGACCCGCCAAAUCCAUCGUUCGAUGUAUUUAGUUAUUUUGAAGGAAG
Molecule: messenger RNA, 902 nt
Organism: Sitodiplosis mosellana (orange wheat blossom midge)
Lineage: Eukaryota; Metazoa; Arthropoda; Insecta; Diptera; Cecidomyiidae
Product: cyclin-dependent kinase 19-like
Exons: 6
Coding region: 1-699 (232 amino acids)
Biological process (GO): protein phosphorylation
Cellular component (GO): nucleus; mediator complex
Molecular function (GO): RNA polymerase II CTD heptapeptide repeat kinase activity; ATP binding; cyclin-dependent protein serine/threonine kinase activity
Source: RefSeq, a predicted model, not a curated record